AUGAAGGUGCUUAGAGCUGGGUCGAAGGAGGCCGCCUCCUGUCCGGCCAUCAUCUCUGUUGCAGGAGCCACGGUGGACCUCCCCCCCGAACAGUGGAAGCUGCUCGAUGAGGAUAAGCAUCCGCUCACGGCCCGUCUGUUCGACUUUGUCACCGGGGACUUGUUCGACAAGAAGCGCUCGAACGCGAGCAUGCUCAUUCUGCUUCACCCCGAUCACCUGUCGCUUGACGGUGACGAGACUUGGAACACGCGGUUUGUUCGCGUUGCUAUUCCCACUGGUGGUGCGGAACACGUCACCGCGGCAGAUGCGAUUGUGGACGCGGGCCCGAGUGGUGAGGUCGCGGGCAAGAGUCCCGUGACAGGUCCGCAUGAUCACGCGUCCCUGUCCUCGUUGCCAUCGCAUAAGCUUGCUGUCAAGAUCCUGCAGCUCGAAUGCAGGCUUGCAGCGCAGGCCGAAGAGAACGCACGGCUGAAGAAACGCCAGGAGUCGGGGGUUGGUGGGGUCGCGGUCGUGGGCUCUGAGGAGCUUGCGUCCGCGCUUGCUAAUGCGGUUUGGGUGUUGGAGAAGGAGGCGCGGGCGAUUGCGCAGGAAAGGGCGGCCCUGGUCGAUACGCGUAACCAGGAGGCGUUGGUGCUGAGGCGAGUGGACGCGAGGCUGGGACAGCUGCAGGGGGUGGUGGCAGACUCCAUGGAAGCCGCUCAGAAGAAGCUGAUGGACGAGGUUGCGGGAAGUUCGACAACAUGUCGACCGCGGGGCAAGGGUAAGGCGGAGGAUGGAGAGGCGCCGGCAACUGCAGGUUCGCUGGCCUCGAGGCGUGAUGUCCAGUCCGCAGCGGCUGCUGCGGCAGAGGGCAGGCAGACCACGCUCGCACCCGCUCGUGCUGUAAUCACCACGGGAAAUCUGCACAGCGCACUGGCAUCUGCAGGUCCUAUCGCGGCCUCGGUCGAGGUCAAGGCGGAGAAACGCGGACGGGGUGGCAAGAAGUUGCCCCCUCCACCCGUGUACACGAUCGACGAGGACAAGGCGGAUACGGAGCUGGAGGGUCUCAUGAGCAGGUGGGUCGAGGCGGGCGACGGAGGAGAGCAGGGUGGGGAGGCCGCGGUCGAUGUUAAUUGCGCCGGGGAGAGCGCGGACGAGCAAGACGGAGACCCCGUGAUCGUGGAAGGUGGCACAACGGGAGGACAUGGUGAUACCGGCCCCAAUCGCAGGGGCUGUGGCAUCCGCGCUCCACCUAGGGGCGGGCCCGGAUUGGUUUCUGAACCCCAUAUAGGGGGGAAGAAGCGAUGGCUUGGACACGCCGACCGCCAAGACCUGCAGUACAGGACCGCGAUCGCGAUGUAUCCCUACGACGGGAAGGUCGACCCCGAGCUGAACCUGAGCCAGCAGCAGAUCCGAGAAUGGGCCGCGGACCUAUCCAUCGCCGAGGGGUUACAUAUGGGCCUCUUAAUCACCAUGCACUACCGCAACCUCGUGGCAAGCAAGGACAGGUGGCAACGCAUGUUCGAUUCAUAUCGCGGGCUAACCAAGCCCGGAAUGCAUACCACCAACGUGAUUGCAUGGGCCGCGGUGGUAGGCAAGGACGGUGCAGCAGAAGAAGCGGAUCUCGGCGAUGUGGAGCCGACAGACUACGCGAGAGCGAUCGCAUGCGCCAUUGCAAUGGUGUGGGAGGUCACUCGCAGUUCUAACAUCAUUGCCGCAGCAGAUAAUGGAAAUCUCGCCGCGCGUGCUGCUGGUUGCUAUGGAGAGCGAAGCCGUCUCUUCCCCGUAGUAUCCGCGUACGUCAUCAAUGCGGUGCGGGAGUGCAAUCGCCGCGAACAUUAG
Molecule: messenger RNA, 1821 nt
Organism: Closterium sp. NIES-65
Lineage: Eukaryota; Viridiplantae; Streptophyta; Zygnematophyceae; Desmidiales; Closteriaceae
Source: the annotation of a GenBank genome assembly